CGGGACGACAUGGCGCAAGACACACCCGCGACAACCUUGUUCGCCCACUUCGCUUCGAUGACGUGCCGUGCGCUAUCGAAGCCAACUGUCAACUGCGAUGGCGGUGUUGGCGACGUAUUCGACAACGGCCCGUAACAUCGAUGACAAUGGCGAUGAUCGCUUGGUAUGCGAUGCCGGCGACGUCCGCGGUGACGAUGACAAUCCCGACGACGAAGGCGACGAUCUUUGGAAACGCGACGAAGGCGGUGAAGACGACGGGCGAGAUCAUGUGCUCUCUGACGAGGAUGUCGCCGAAGACGACUGCAAAGACGACACAAGCAGUGAAGAUAGCUACGUUGGCGACGGACGCGGUGACGAUGGCGCUGACGGCGACGACGUUCAACAAAAAGCCACGAUGGCGACGAUGGCGAUGAAGGCGCUGAUGAAGGCUACGAAGGCGACUCACGUGGCGAAGACGACUGCGACGGCGGUGGAACAAGCGCGGCGGGCGGCGGGGACUGCGUGAGGUAAACAGAGAGAGUGCUCUCGUGCAUUUGAAAAGAACGCCCGCGUCCUUAUAAACACGUGUCACGCGGGGUGGACGGCAACGAAGGAGCAGCGCGAAGGCCAGCCGAAGGGCAUUUCCAUGCUCCACCAAACGAUACGAAAAGCCCAGGGUUAUCGCGGCGGGCGAGACAAAAGGCGAAGGGUCGCGGGCAAGGUGACCGUGCAUCCGCUGCACCACCGCCCUUCGUCUCGCCUCCCUUCAUCGAUUGUGGACACGGAGGGACCCCACAGGCCGAAAUUAUGCCCCCACAAAUGACUCCAUCCCACUCCCCCAUCGUCCACACUCCAUGCCGGCCAGGGACCCCACAGGCACGAUUGCAUUUCAUUUCAGGAGAUGACACCGAAACACAUGCUGGAGAGAAAGAGGGGGGCGAUUUUGAUUGAACACAAGAAUUCUGAAAAUGAACGGCAUUAAAGACA
This is a messenger RNA of Chara braunii, 966 nucleotides long. NCBI's taxonomy places the organism in Eukaryota, Viridiplantae, Streptophyta, Charophyceae, Charales, Characeae. The record is from the annotation of a GenBank genome assembly.